This is a messenger RNA of Verticillium dahliae VdLs.17, 2070 nucleotides long. Its product is annotated as urea active transporter. Gene Ontology annotation, molecular function: urea transmembrane transporter activity; spermidine transmembrane transporter activity; putrescine transmembrane transporter activity. Bases 1 to 2070 code for a protein of 689 amino acids. The transcript is spliced from 4 exons. Lineage: Eukaryota; Fungi; Ascomycota; Sordariomycetes; Glomerellales; Plectosphaerellaceae. Gene Ontology annotation, cellular component: plasma membrane. The record is from RefSeq and is a predicted model, not a curated record. Gene Ontology annotation, biological process: putrescine transport; spermidine transport; urea transmembrane transport.
AUGUCGAGUCCGAUCCUUCACCAGGGCGUAGGCUACGGCCUGAUCGUCGGCCUCAGUGUCCUUUUUGCCGGCUUCAUGAUUGUCAUUACCUGGUCUCUCAAGCGCUACAACUCUGAGCGUCAAACUUCUGAAAUGUUCACGACGGCUGGCCGUACCCUCAAGUCUGGUCUCGUUGCUUCGUCCGUCUUGUCCACCUGGACAUGGGCAGCAACCCUGCUGCAAAGUUCUGGUGUCGCCUACCGAUAUGGUGUCUCCGGUCCCUUUUGGUACGCCGCCGGUGCCACCGUCCAGAUCAUCCUGUUUGCGACUCUCGCCAUCGAACUCAAGCGCAAGGCGCCCAACGCGCACACCUUCCUCGAAGUCGUCCGAGCCCGCUAUGGACCUGUUACCCACUUUGUCUUUAUCGCCUUCUGCUGCUUCACCAACAUUCUCGUCACGGCCAUGCUGCUGACGGGCGGUGCUGCCGUCAUUGAGAACCUGACGGGGGCCCCGACUGCUGCCACCGUCUUCAUCUUCCCCCUCGGUGUCGUUGUGUACACGCUUUUCGGCGGUAUCAAGGCCACCUUCAUCACCGACUACGUCAACGCGCUCGUCAUCCUGGUUAGCAUCUUCAUCUUUGCGUUCGUCGUGUACGCGACCAACGGCAUCCUGGGUUCGCCCGGUGCCGUGUGGGACAUUCUGCAGGAGAUCUCCAAGGAGCGACCCAUCAGCGGCAACGCCGGCGGCAGCUACCUGACCAUGCGCUCACAGGGUGGCGCUGAGUUCUUCGUCAUCAACAUUGUCGGCAACUUUGGCACCGUCUUCCUUGACAACGGUUACUACAACAAGGCCAUCUCUGCUUCGCCUGUUGACGCUCUUCCCGGCUACGUUAUGGGCGGCCUCAGCUGGUUUGCGGUCCCCUGGCUGACAGCCACCACCAUGGGUCUCGCCGGUCUCGCGCUCGAGCGCUACGACGUCUGGCCCACCUACCCCAACCGCCUCACCGACGCCGAGGUCACCGCCGGCCUCGUCCUUCCCAGCGCCGCCGUUGCUCUGCUCGGAAAGGGCGGUGCCAUCGCCACACUGCUGCUCGCCUUCAUGGCUAUCAUGAGCACGUAUUCGUCCGAGCUGAUCGCCAUCUCGUCCAUCUAUUCGUACGACAUUUACAAGACGUACAUCAACCCUGCGGCCACUGGCAAGCAGAUUAUGCGCAUGAACUACAUCGGCAUGACCGUCUUUGCUCUCUUCAUGGGCGCCUUCUCCACGGCCCUCUACUACAUUGGCAUCUCCAUGGGCUACCUCUACGUCCUCAUGGGCGUCAUCAUCUCGUCGGCCGUCAUCCCCGCGACACUCACUCUCCUCUGGGACGGCCAGUCGUGGGCGGCCGCCACAUUUUCGCCAAUCCUCGGCCUCAUCUGCUCGCUCGUCGGCUGGCUCGUCACGACGCAGGUCACCUCGGGCGAGAUCACGGUGGCGACGUCGGGCGCCAACACGCCCAUGCUCGUCGGCAACGUCAUUGCCCUCCUCUCGCCCCUCGUCUUCAUCCCGUUGCUGACCUACAUGCCGCCGUUUAAGCCCCAACACUACGACUGGCAGUCGAUGCUCAACAUUCGCCAGGGCAGCGACGAGGAGGACGAGGCGCUCGACGCCGAGACGGCGCCCCACGAGCACGCCGUCGAGAACGCGGCGGCCGCGGCGGCGGCCGCCGAGGAGGAGCGGGCCAAGCUCGACAAGUCGGCCAAGUUUGCGCGCUGGCUCUGCGUCGGGCUGACGCUCGCGUUCCUCGUGCUCUGGCCGAUGCCCCUCUUCGGCACGGCGUACGUCUUCAGCCGCAAGUUCUUCACCGGCUGGGUCGUCGUCGGCAUCCUGUGGCUGUUUGUGUCGUCGGGCAUCGUCGUGUUCCUGCCGCUGUUCGAGUCGCGCCGCACCAUUGCCCGCACGUCCAAGUCCAUGUUCCGCGACCUCAUGGGCCUCGGGCGUCGCGGCAGGGGCGGCGCCGAGGUUGUCGUGCAGGGCAGGCACAUGGCGGGCGACGUGACGCCGCCGGUGAGCGAGGGCGAGAUGACGGAGAAGGCGGGCGGGAAGCAGUAG